This is a messenger RNA of Besnoitia besnoiti, 651 nucleotides long. RefSeq names its product mediator complex subunit MED8. Lineage: Eukaryota; Apicomplexa; Conoidasida; Eucoccidiorida; Sarcocystidae. The transcript has 5 exons. The coding region runs from base 1 to 651 and encodes 216 amino acids. The record is from RefSeq and is a predicted model, not a curated record.
AUGGCCUCUUCUCUCGCUGGAAUUUUGGAUUUAUCGGAGGACAGAGGAGAACUACGAGAUGGCGGUGUUGACCAGGCGGACACGAUUAUCGCCUCGAUGGGGAGCAGCUUCGCCGAUAUGAACAACAUGAUCAGCGAGCAACUCAACCAAGACUUCGAGAUCGCCAACUUGCUUCCCUACGGAAAGUUUAUCAGCGAUAUUCUCGGCCUUGCCGUGGGCUACUAUUCCUUCGAGACGUCCUGCCGCGGAGGGGAGGCUUACCUCGUCAACAGCGCCCCAGCUCCCAUCCACUCCUUGCCCCCGAAUCCGUUCACGGGCAACACGAAAGACAAGGACUGCUUGUUGGAGUGCAUAAGUGCCGUGACUCCCGAGGAGGAGGAGCUCAAAAGAAAGGACCUCUACGCCAGAUUCUGCAGCAAAUACCGGAACUGCGUGGCGCCGAAGGAGUUGUUCCUCUGUGUAGCGCGGCACAACGGUCAGGUCCAACAGCUCCUCGCCAUUAUCGACGACGAGAUUGAGAAACCUCAGGAGUACAAGCUCAAGCCGAUAUUCAAGACGCGAGCGGCUCGUCCUUCACAAGUUCCGAAGGAUUCUGGCCCGCUUGAACAACUCAUGGUCGCCUUGAGCAAAGGAUGCGGUAAGGCACGCUGA